This is a messenger RNA of Drosophila bipectinata, 1103 nucleotides long. It is a transcript of the gene Osi10a, whose product is annotated as Osiris 10a. Gene Ontology annotation, cellular component: membrane. Lineage: Eukaryota; Metazoa; Arthropoda; Insecta; Diptera; Drosophilidae. The record is from RefSeq and is a predicted model, not a curated record.
CCAUCAUGUCGCCACUGGAUUUAGUCUUCCUCCUACUCUGUUCCCUGCAACUAAAAUCGGUAGUUACAAGUGACUUAUCCGCCGUGAGCUCGGAAUUUAAGCAAUGUGUUCGUGGAGCUCAGAAGCCAAAGUUAAGUGAAUGUCUGGGCCGGUCUGCUCUGAAUUUCAUCCAACGCUUGGACGAAAGUGAUAACGUUCGGUUUGUGGAGGACUUCGCAACGGUGAAAAGUGAAACUGCCGCAGUCAGAUCUUUGGCAAAUGUCCUGGAUACAGAUCCUGUAGACUUUCGGGGCAUCCUAGAAAAUGCUGGAGCCGUGAUGGGUCAGCGUAGCUUGGAGUGGCACAUGGAUGGAUUGUAUCCGGGUCUCAUGUUCAAAAUUGGACCCACGGCUGAUGCAAAUAGCGUAGCAGAAUUUGUUUUAGAUGGAGCUGGCCAAGGAGAGAGGCAAUUUGGUUUCGAGGAACCAACCACGGGCCGUCUGCUGGCUAAACAGUACCUACUUCCAUUCCUACUCGGCCUAAAGUUUAAUCUAGUGGCCCUCGUUCCCCUGUUAUUCGCUGGAAUUUGUUUGCUUCUCAAAAAGUCGCUAUUUCUUGUCAAACUGGCAGUCUAUGUGAGCAGUUUCCUGGGACUUGGAGGAGUUUUUGGAUCUUUGGGCGGGCUGGGCGGCUUGGGCGGAGGAUUUGGAGGCGGUAAUUUUGCCAGCUUUGGUGGUUCGAACUUUGGCUUUGGUGGCGGUUUUCCCGGGCCCCACCGACCAGUAGGUCACUUUCCGGGGAAAACCACCGUAUUUGGCCAUGGUGAUGAGCUACACCACCAGUAUGAUGUUCACGAGGCAUCUCCAUACCGGCGCACCGAGCGGAAAGUUCGAUUUGAGCAACCACGAGCCGCAGAGUUACCUGCCCAAGCACCACCCACUAUGGGCCACCCGCCUAUUAAGCCACCCACCGAAGACCGUUUCUAUGACUUUGAAAACCAGCGAAGGCCCAGCAACAAGUUAUUGACAGCCAGUUUGGAGCAGGAGGGUGGCCUUCUGAUGCGAAACUUUCAGGAUGCCAGUGGCAUGAAAGGCUGGCAGGCAGUUGACGUGAGAUCUUUGUAA